GAAUGCCCCAUGGUCUCUCCCUUUAUUCAAAUAAAGUAAAAAACUCCUCUGUCUCCUUUUUAGACAUAAACCUCUGAUAGUUGUGGAUUAAUUUUCCUAACACCAUGGUCCUGUGGCUGGCAUGAGGUGUGUGUGAUGGGAUCCCCGGGUCCUGGUGCAACCUAUGCCAGGAGGUCCCAAUGUCCCCUCUUACACUGGGAAACAUAGCAAGAUCUCAGGGUUCCCUCAACGCAACAGGAGCUGGAUAGGCCAGCUGUACCCCAGACAUGGCGCAGACUCAGGCCACCGGCUCACAAAUCCAGUUCCCCAUUUUUUAAAUAAAGGACCAAUGAGAAGGAUAAGAGUUUAAAAUGCACGGAAUCAUUGAAGUAGUUCAGGACAAAUUCAAGGACAGAUUAAAAAAAUUAUAAAAGAUCAAGGAAUGAUUAAGAAAUAACCUAAUCUGCAGGAACCAAGAGCCAUGAACUGAGAAGUAAAGAGCAGGAGGACACUAAAAAUCAAUCUAAAAUGCUAAAGAACAACUUUGUUUGAACUUUAUUGUCAUGAGCGUAGAAAAAUCCUCACCCAUAGGCUGUGAUUGCCCCUUACUCACAGUAAUCAUCUUGCCUGCAGUCAGAGCCCAGCUGGAUAGGAGAACAUGAGGAGACAGACAGCAGCUCAGACACAACCACCUCCCUGCAUUGGAGGUGGUUGGAGUCAGGGAAGCUAGACCUCAUCGGAUAUGACCAUCAGGUCAGGAAGAAUCUCUGAGAGUUGUCAAAGCUUCUGUUUCACAUUCUGUUUCUUAUUUUAUGUGACUUGACACAGCUCCUGCUCAGAAGAGCCUUGGAGUUUUGAAACCUCCUUGCUCUGCUCCCCUUUAUAUGACAUCUCUCCCCAAUGUGGUUGCAUGCCCUGCCUGCCCAGUGUGCAAACGAGUGCAGGUGCACCACACACAUGGUGCCUACAUAACCACCAACCCUUAUCCAUCAGUAAAGGCUCUGUCAGAUCCAACUUGUAAAUCAAGCCCUGCCUUUUCCUGCAGAACUUGCUGCCUUACCUUGAGGGAAUCCCAUCUCAGAGCUGUGGGAUCUCAUGCCCAUAGGAUUCUAGAAGAACAAAAGCAAAUCAUGCUGCUGCUGGCAAAUGUGCUCCCACUCCCCAGUCCAGCCAUCCACCAGAACACGUUAGUCUGGCUGCACAGCAUCCCCUAAGCUGGUUCUACUGCCCAUGGCACUCUGUGUGUAGGUGUUUCCUUCUGCAAAGCAAUAAAAGUGGUGACGGGUUGGAUUAGUUACACCAGGCAGAACAACCCCAGUGAACAGGAGGGAGGCAUGCUUGGGACAAACAAAACACAAACAUGCAGGUAGAACAGGAAUUUCAGCAAGAAAAAAGCUCCAGCUCACUGACAAUCAGGGUGAGGUAUCCCUCCAGGAGAGAGGCAGAGGUUGUUGUGUUUAUGACCUUGCUCCAGGUUUAAACAUGUAAGUACCCACUGAUAGGAAAGACAUAUGCUAAUGUCUUUACAAAUGAGUUGAUUGGUGAGGGUCUUUAAGAGAAAUGGAUGUUAAUAUCUUUGAAAUGGGUCUUAAUCUACAAACGUCAAACCGCACAAAUUUGUUACAGCCCAAACAGUUUGACCAGACAGUCUGAGCUUCUGAAUUUCAGGGUAAUAGGAGAAAUGGGUCCGCACAAAGUCUAUUGCAGAACCCAGACAGUCUGAACUUCUGGUGGAUCUGCAGAACAAAGCCUGAACAUCUUAACUUUGAGAGGAAAUGUCAAGACAUGUUCAAGUGUGGAAUAUGCGGUAGUAGUUCCAGAAGACUGUACCUUCCUAGUAACUCAGCCAAUAGGGAAAGGAAGAGGGCAAAAUGUGGCCAGGAGUUUAAAGAGAAAAGGAAGCUGUGUCCUGUGAAACUUUGAGAGAGAUCCCACAGUAGUAUGGCCCAGUGGACUCUCUCCCUUUAUUUGAAUAAAGUUGAAGGACUCCUCUGUCUACUUUGUGGACACUAGCUUUUCCACAGAUCAGCAAUAUGUUCCCCAAAGAAAUAUGGUUUUACAGUCAUUCCCUGAAAAUGGUGACAGGCUGAUGAAUUUCUGGCUGUGGCAUGACUGUGACUGCUGUUGCCCUUGGCCACUCCUGACCUUGUUGGCAGCAGGAGAGUGGAGUUUGUGAUAGGACAGAGUGAUUGCUAGAUGGAUUGUGACUGGAAGCCUUAUAGCAUCUAUUGGACUUCCAUUUAAGCCCCAGGUGAUUCCCUCUAUUUAAACUUUCUGUGCUAAGACUGCAGAAGAGGUGGCAUGGUGAGACAGGAUGGAGUGACCGCCAUUUCCUGCUAAUACCAGUUCUUGCUCUGUGGACUGAGAUGAACAAACAACCCACCACCCUCUGGAGAGCUUCUUUCAACAGCUCACUAGCUUUCCUUCUCCCAGCCCUUGUGACAGCUUCUGAGCCACCAGGUAUAUACCAAAUUUUCUGCUUGCUGACCUUCUGAGGAAAAAAUAGUCUGGAAGAGAGAAAAGACACUUUAUGGCAAGUGUCUGGCCCUCACCAAGGCAAAUAGAGCAGAAAGAUGAAAAACACAAUGGCAUUGCAGAGCUGAGAAGAUCAAACAAGAUAUCUCUUCCCAGAGGGAAAACUCUCCCACCAUGCUCUCCUCACUAUUUUUAGUCUCUGCUGAGAGGUCUCCUUGGAGACAGAUGCAUUUCUGGAUUGACACUUUGGUACCCCAGUGGAAGUAAUUCCCUGAUAGCUUUGAGGCUGAAAGAAGAUUUAACACCGGUUGUGCCUAAUUGUUCAGUGACAGGAAGUACCAGGACUUGGCACCUGGACUGUUGUUGGCACAGCUCCUGGUCUAGUUUUAGCCAAACUGCAACCAACCGUGCCAGGUGGUGACCUGCCCUGGCCAGGAACAAACCCAUUCUGGAUGCAGCCCUGCAUGAGCCAGUGGCAGUGCCAGCUGUUCCAUGUUCCAGGCAGCAGCAUGCACACAUUGAGUCCACAGACCUGUGGCUGCUUCCCCAUCAGACCUUGCUCUCUCCUGGCAAGACAUGGCAACAGAGGUUCAUAGCAUCUGUUUGGACAUGGUCAUCCGGAGACAACUUUGUGGCUGUAAGUCACCAUGUGUCCUCUGCAGCAUCAAGAUUUACAUGUGAACACCUACCUGCUGCUGAAGCCAGCACAGGGCUCUAUCAACUGCUACAAUCACCUAUCAGCACCCUUCGAUGGUCAGUGUCAUGUAGGAAGGUGCCCCAGUGUCCAACACCAGCAUUUUUUUACCCCAGUGCUCUGCUGAGUUUGGUGCAGCUGCUCUGACCUCUCCUCGCAGAGGUGGCACUGCUGGUUGGUGGGACACACUGGUGCCGCCAGCCUCCAGCAGAUGCCCUGUGCCCUCCCCAGAGAGUGGCAGUGAUAUAAUCCCUGUCACCAUACCAGAGCCGUGUCAUUGCCAGUACCCGUAGGCCAGCAGAGAGGGAGGGCUGGGUGGGCUCUGAAUGGCAGCUGAUGCUUCCCAGUAGCUUGAAGGAAGGAGAGCUGAAUAACCACAUUGUUUAUAUUUAAAAAACCAAAGACAUCUCUGUUUAUCAGAAGAGUCUGGGCUGGCCCCAAGACAAGCUAAAUGGCGAGCAAAAAUAAAACCUCCCCUAAAACAACGACAACAACACAAAAGCAAACAAACAAACAAACAAAAACCUCCAAGAAGUCUUUUCCAAGAAUAUCCAAAAUCUCCCUAACCUCAUCCACCAGACCACCCUGAGGAUGGAAAUGUCAACCUGUCUCAAAGCAGCUUUGUCAAAGGCACUUUGGUACAGAAAACACAGCAGAGCUGCCUUUGGCAGUUGUAUCCCAGCUCCCUGUGCUGGAGCAGGAAGCUCCACAUGGACAGCCGUGAGAGUAUUUCAGCUGAACGUGCAGACACAGUAAACACCAGGAAUUGUAUCUGGUAUCUCUGGUUCACUUUCCUGGUGGGAUAGACUGGCUGGGCACAAGACAGUCUCCCUGUUAUUUCUGGUUGUUCCUGCAAAGUCAGAGAUGGGGGAAGAACCUAGAGGAAAUCCUCUUUUUUUGCAGAUCAAGCCUUUGCUGGGCAAAACAGCCCAUGUGCUGAUGCUGCCAGAGCUGAGCAGCACCAUAGUGACUACAUUGUUUUUGGAGUAGAAAGUGAAGGGAAGCUGUGGUUCCUUCUCCCCAUAUCCUGAGCAGGUGUGAACCUGUUCAGUCAAACACAGCUAAGCCAAGCAGACAUCUCAAACAGGUAAGAUGGGUCUGGGAAAUUUAUGAAAAUAAAUGAGUUAAAGAAAAGCAGGCUGUGAACAGCUCAGCUGCAGCAUGGAGAGCAGCUGGAGCAGGAUCUUGGUAGAGAAAAGCCCUCUGAGGGUCUCUAGAGGUUGCUGUGAUUUACCUGGCAGCCUGGGGCUGGCAAGGCUGAGUCUCCAUGAAGAAGUGGCAAGAAUGGAAUGAGAAACCAGAAGUAGGACCAAGGUGCUAAAGACACUUGGAUGAAGUCUGACCUGGGCAGGGAAUCUGAUGGCAAGGGGAGCACAGCAAGGGCAAGGUGAGUGGGAGGGCUUGAGCCCAAAGUAGCUUCCUCCCUUUUCCUUCGAAGCCAACUCAGAGCUAAAGAGAAUCACCCCUGGCUCGCAUGUGGCACAAGGAGGUAUCUGUGGCACAGGAAGAUAUCCAUGACACAGGUAAUCUCACAACCAGAGCCCUUGGACAUUGGUCCAUCACCCUUCCUGGCCAUCACCCUUCUCCCGCAGGCUUGCUCCCUGAUGCUUCUCUCAGCAUCGUGAGCAUCAGACCGGGGGGGGGGGGUGGGUCUGGAAGUGGUGGCAUGUGGCUGCCCAGAGCCCCUAGAGCAAACUGAAGUGUCUGUGAUAUGGGAAUCAUGACACCAGGGCUUUGCAGUCUGCUGUGUUUCAAUGGACUCUCUGAUAGAGGGGGUUUGUAGAGGAGGCAUCAUCUUGCACUAGGAUUAACAUGCUGCUCUGUCUAACAGACACAGCAAAUUUCUCUGUAAAGUAGAGAAACUCAUUCUCUUACCAAUGCCAGUGCAUGCUAAGUUUGUAAAAGAUAAGAGCCAAAUCCUGUUUCUCUCACUUUUGUCAACACUGGUGGGUUUUUCCCUCCUUUUUUACAUCUACCCUAUUUUGGGCUGGCUGCUGGCCACUGGUGCCUUACCAGCCAAGGCGCUGGGAGGGUGGAAUUAUAUUCCCUCUGUCAGCAUUUAUUCCCCCAUGGCACAAGACAAAUACACCACACAGGACUCCUCCGUGCUGGUGCACUACAUCCUCCUCCUGCAGGGAGGCUGCAUUGACUGAUGCUUCUUGGAUGUGUUUGCAAAGGUGGCAGUAAGAGUGAAUAGCAUCGUCGGGAUUUUCCUUGUCCCUGUUCACUAAUCACAUUUUCUCUGAAGUGUUUAGAAAUUGUGCUUUUUUUUGGCUGGGUUAGUAUUAAUUAUCUUCACAGUAGCUGGUAUGGGGAUAGGUUUUGAAUUUAUGCUGAAAAUAUGGAGACCAAAAUAUAGUGUUGACAAUAUGGAGGUAUUUUACUUAUUGCUGAGAGGUGCUUGUACAGACCCACGGUCUUUUUUUGCUUCUCACCCUACCCUACCAGGGAGGGGGAUAGGGGUGCGUUAGGUGUUGGGGGGAUACACAGCCAGGGCAGCUGACCCCAACGGACCCAAGAGAUAUUCUGGACUAUACGACAUCAUGCUCAGUAGAUAAAGCGGGGGGAAGAAAGAGCAAGGAUUUGGCGUUUGUCGUGGUCCCUCGUCCACAGGGGAGGGUCGGGAUCCCCCCGCGAACGGAGCGGGACCCACGCGAGCCGCGGGCCCAGGGCGGGGCGGGCGCCGCGUGCAACUCAAAUUGCCGUGCGACCUCUCAGCCAAUGGCCGGAGCGCCUUCCUGCCGCCAGCCAAUGGGAGUGCGGCACUCUCCGCCGACAGCCAAUAGGCUCGGGGGGCGGGGGAUUAUGGAGUAACGCUCGGAGCGGCGGCGAUGGCCCCAGAGCGCGGUGACCGCUCGCUCCCCGCCGGUACCGAGGGUCUUCCCCGGGUUUUCCUGCAGAGCCUGCGGACUCUUUUCGAUAUCCUGGAUGACCGGCGGCGGGGCUACGUGCACCUACGGGAGAUCGAGUCGCGCUGGCGGGGAGCGGAAGCCCAGGAGCUGCCCGCCGGGGUGAUGGAGGGGUUGCGGCAGGCGGCGCCGGCCAGUGGGUACCUCACCUUCGAGAGGUUCGUACUGGGGCUGCGGGCGGCCCUGCCUGGGACUGAGCCGCCAGUGGAGGGUGGCGGCGGCGGACGGCGGAGCGCGGAGAAGCCGCCAAGCCCUCGCUGUUCCGAGGAGCGGCGGGGGAAGAGCGCCGGACAGCGGGAACCGGGGCACGGCCAGCCCCGAGGCCGCGGUGGUGAUGCUAAGUCUGCUGGGCAGCCCCAGGGAGACAGUGACCACGCAGGGGCUAGGGACACUCGGAGGCAUCAGAGAGGCCGUGCAGAGCACCGGAGACACACCAUCACCAAUGGCGUGGACUUCAGCAUGCUGAAGUACAUGAAGGAGCUGGAACAGGAGAAGGAUUUCCUGUUGCAGGGCCUGGAGCUUAUAGACCGGGCUCGAGAGUGGUACCACCAGCACAUCCAGCUCAUGCAGGAGCACCAGCGGUUCCUGGGGAAGAGGAGAACCAGUGCUGAUUUCCCUGAAGGUGGCCAGAGCCACCUGGGGCACCUGGUCCCUAAGCUGCAGGAAGUGAACCGUUGCCUGGGUGACCUUCUUUCCACUGCCAGCAAGGCAGCAAACCCCUCCUCAGCACUGAGCAGGCUGGUCCCUGUGACAUCCCCAGCCUCCACAGGCUCCCAGCAAGCCAUCAACAUACUGAAGGAGCAGAAUCGGCUUCUCACCAAGGAGGUCACUGACAAGAGCGAGCGCAUCACUCAGUUGGAGCAGGAGAAAUCCGCCCUCAUCAAGCAGCUCUUUGAGGCUCGUGCCCACAACAACCAUGAGAUGAGCCAGCUGGACUCCACCUUCAUCUAGCACAUGCCUCCCUUGCCCCAUCCCCAAACUUAUCUGCGGGUUUCAAGGGACUCUUGCCCUAAACUCAUCACACCUGCUGCUCCAGGUGUUGUGUCUCAAGGUCUGGGGCUGCUGGUGGCAUCUCUGUGUGAGGGAGCCGGGACCCCUCUUGGGGAGCAUCCCUGCCCUGCUGAUGGCUUAUCAGCCAUGCUGCUCUCAAGCUGCUCCUUUCCUGUCUCUAAGUGGGCUGCAGGGAUGCUGUCCCCAGUCCUGUGACCCCCAGCAGGCAGGAGACAUGGCUGCUGUCUGUGCUGCCUGUGUGGGAUGAGCUGUUGUUCCCUUGCUGACUUAGGCUCGAUUUUGGAUGCUCUUGGGAGAAAGUGAUGUAUCUUCAACACUCUAGCAGCAUCUCCAGAGAAGCCUGGCCCUCAGAGGGUGCUGGCUCCUGCUUGUCUUUCUGUUGGAAGACGAGAUUGGAAAUCCAAGGAGGCAUGCCUGCCCAUAUUCUGCCUGCCAGAGGCACUGUCUUGGCCCUGUAGUGCCCAAACUGGUGGUCCUCAUGGCAACCACUCUGUCAUGUUUGUGGUAAGGAUACCAUAGUUGCUGUUUACAUGGCUGUAGGCUCCUAUAGGAAAUGAGCCAUAGACCCAACCAAGAUAGCCUACAUCACUGAGCUGCUGUUUUGGGCUGUUGACAAUUUGAGGCAGACCCCUCAGUCUUUACUUUGCUUGACCUGGCAAAUACUUCCUGAUGACUGCCAGGAUUAGAUUAUUUUCAUGAUGACUGUGAAAGGAGAAGUGAUAUUCAUAGCCUGAGGAUGCUCACAUCAGUCUGACCUCACAGAGGGUCUUUAGAACUUGGUUUUGUAUUUAACUGAGUGUGGAACAGAGCAGAGGCUGACAGGCUCUUCCCUGUGCACAUCUCCACAGGGAGAAAUGGCAGCUCUGCCUCACAUGGUUGUGGGGGAUGACAUCCUGACUGUGAGCUGCACUCCUCUACAGGUGUCUCGAGGGGUGGUGGUUGUUCAAGAUGGGUCCUAUUAGAUGGCACCUCCUGCUUCCCACCCAGCUCGGUGAUGAUGCUUGAGCUGAAUGGCAUCUGACUGCCUUGGUACUUGGUAUCCAUGGUACUUUCACUGAAGAUCCCAUUUAGCACAGCCUGGCCCUCUGUAUCCCCGAGGCCAGGACCUUUCUCUCUGGUGUUGUUUCAUGGUCUGACCCUCCAGGCAUGAUUCUAUGGCACUGAGCUGGGCUGGGCAGUGCUGGUUCUGCCCUGAGCUGACACAUGCAGGCCAAUACUGUUUUCACUUCUGUUCUUAUCUGUCAGGACUCUGUCCCAUCCAGCUGUUCUCUUUGAGACUGAUCCUGAGUUAAAGCUUAUUGCAAGGCAUGAAUCUCUGCUCUGCCUUGUGCCUGCAGCUGGAGUGGGGAUCAGCAGAGUACCAGGGAGAUGGUGGAGGAGGAGCAGCAAGGCCAUGGCUAGUCACAUCCCCUGUCUGCAGGAGCUGGUUGUUAGUUGUCCCCUAAUGGAUGUUGCCUGCCAUCCUUUUUGUGAUGCCUCCUCUAGUGUCCACUGCCUGUUUUGCCUGAGGUUAAUUAGAACUGACCCUUUUUAUGAGGGUUACCUGGCUUUAGGGAUAAUAAAGUGGGGUGACUUAUUUAA
This is a messenger RNA of Zonotrichia albicollis (white-throated sparrow), 8649 nucleotides long. It is a transcript of the gene SAPCD2, whose product is annotated as suppressor APC domain containing 2. The record is from RefSeq and is a predicted model, not a curated record. NCBI's taxonomy places the organism in Eukaryota, Metazoa, Chordata, Aves, Passeriformes, Passerellidae.